Messenger RNA from Vigna radiata var. radiata (mung bean), 2278 nucleotides. Its product is annotated as MDIS1-interacting receptor like kinase 2. The record is from RefSeq and is a predicted model, not a curated record. Lineage: Eukaryota; Viridiplantae; Streptophyta; Magnoliopsida; Fabales; Fabaceae. Gene Ontology annotation, molecular function: ATP binding; protein binding; protein kinase activity. Gene Ontology annotation, cellular component: plasma membrane. Gene Ontology annotation, biological process: hormone-mediated signaling pathway; protein phosphorylation.
AGACACAUCCAUGGGAAUCAGUUUCAUGUUCAAGUGAAGAUAGCUACGUAAGAAGUUUUCACUAAAAAAACAAACGACAAACUACUUUCAGUUUUCCGACAUUACAAUAUGAUCAACAGUGAGUCUUAUGUUUGCCUUGCAAAGGCAAUUCCAGCUACGCUGGUGCUUUUGCUGGCUAUGUCUGAAGGUAUUUCAGGACUAACACAAGCCGAGGCUCUUCUUAGGUGGAAACAAAGCCUACCUGAUCAACCCAUUUUGGAGUCGUGGGUGAUCAACUCCACUGCAACUCCUUGUACAGGGUUCGACUUGAAUACAACCGGCUGACAGGUUUUGCGGAUCAGGAUUUUGGAGUCUAUCCCAACCUCACUUACAUGGACUUCAGUCAUAACAGGGUGGAAGGUGACCUCACUGCAAAUUGGGGUGCCUGCAAAAACUUGCAAUAUCUCAGCAUGGCUGGGAAUGGAAUAAGUGGCAACAUUCCAAGUGAGAUUUUUCAGUUGGACCAACUACAAGAGCUUGACCUAUCCUCCAACCAUAUAUCAGGAGAGAUUCCUUCACAGAUAGGAAAUUCCUCCAACUUGUAUCAAUUAAAUUUGAGUGGAAACAAACUUUCUGGCAUGGUACCAGUAGAAAUUGGAAAGCUUUCCAAUUUGCGAUCCUUAGACCUCUCUAUGAACAUGCUACUGGGACCAAUCCCUAAUCGGAUAGGGGACAUCUCAAACUUGCAGAAUUUAAAUCUUAGCAACAAUAACUUUAAUGGCUCAAUCCCCUACCAAGUUGGAAAUCUUGCAUCUUUACAAGAUUUUUUGGACUUGAGUUUCAAUGCACUUUCAGGAGAAAUUCCUUCUGAUCUUGGGAAGCUUUCAAAUUUGGUAAGCUUGAAUAUCUCUCACAACAAUCUGACAGGUUCAAUCCCUGACUCCCUCAGUACAAUGGUGAGUUUGUCAGCCAUCAACCUCUCCAACAACAAUUUGGAGGGUAAAGUUCCCGAAGGGGGUGUGUUCAACUCUUCUCAUUCCGUGGAUUUGAGCAACAACAAAAAUUUAUGUGGAAAUGUUCAAGGUUUGAAACCUUGUAAUGUCUCUCUCACUAAACCUGAUGGUGGUGGAUCAAGUAACAAAAAGGUUGUGAUCCCAAUAGUUGCAUCCUUGGGAGGUGCUCUUAUUGUUUCUUUGGUGUGUGUUGGGAUUGUUUUCUUUUGCUGCAAGAGGAAAUCAAGAGCUCGAAGACAAAAGAGUUCAAUCAAAAAACUAAAUCCAUUUUCCAUUUGGUACUUCAACGGCAGAGUUGUGUACGGAGACAUAAUUGAAGCCACCAAGAACUUUGACAACCACUAUUGCAUUGGGGAAGGAGCAUUGGGAAAAGUUUAUAAAGCAGAGAUGAAAGGUCAAGUAUAUGCAGUAAAAAAGUUGAAGUGUGAUGCAGAAAACUUAGACAUUGAGAGUAUAAAAACCUUUCAGCAUGAGGUAGAAGCGAUGUCAGAAACACGCCACCGAAACAUAAUCAAGCUUUACGGAUUUUGCUCUGAAGGGAUGCACACAUUUUUAAUCUAUGAGUACAUGAACAGAGGGAACUUAUCAGCCAUGCUGAAAGAUGACAAGGAAGCCUUGGAACUAGAUUGGCCUAAGAGGGUUGACAUUGUGAAAGGUGUAGCAAGCGCUUUGUCCUAUAUGCAUCAUGAUUGUUCUCCCCCUUUAAUUCACAGAGACAUAUCAAGCAACAACAUUUUACUCUCCGACGAUCUUUCAGCUCAUGUCUCAGAUUUUGGAACUGCAAGGUUUCUCAAGCAGGAUUCACCUAUUUGGACAUCAUUUGCCGGCACAUAUGGUUAUGCUGCUCCAGAGCUUGCAUACACAAUGGCAGUGACUGAGAAAUGUGAUGUGUUCAGCUUUGGAGUUUUGGCUUUCGAGAUUCUCACAGGAAAGCACCCUGGUGAUCUUGUUUCCUACAUACAAAGUAGCAGUGAACAGAAAAUAAACUUCAAAGAGAUUUUAGACCCUCGUCUCUCGACUCCUUCCAAGAACAAUAUUUUGAAGGAAUUGGCAUUGAUUGCAAACCUUGCUCUUGCAUGUUUACAAACCAAUCCUCAAUCUCGACCAACUAUGCGAUACAUAGCUCAACUUCUUGAAAUGGAUAGUGCUGAUAUGAGAUAGCUCAAAAUUUAUGUUUUCUUUUUCUUUCUUUUCUGUCAUAGCAGUAAACAACUUUCUGACGCACGUGUUUGUAUUUGUCUAUGUAGAAACACUUAUCUUCUAAUCACAGUGAUUGUUUUUCCCUU